CUCUUGUGACUAGGCUGCUUUCUGAGAAGGAGUGCUGUAUGGCCAGAGUUCCUUCACUGGGGAGUAAGAGAAAUUCAAAACGUUUCAGUUAAGGCUUCAAACUGUUCCAGAUGAAGGAGAAAGACUUCAUCAAAAGGAUGGUCUGACUGACACAUCAGCUUCAGAGUAAAGCCAAGCCUGAGAAACAACAACACAGAGGCUUUCCACGAGCAGAAGAAAUGAGCACUGAGAGACCUUCCAAUCUAAUCAAACAUGCAGGGCAGACAAGCAUUCCAUCUCUCGAAAAUAUAACUGAAUUUUCCUUAAAUAUCACUGACUGCAAUCAGAUUGUGGUGCCAGAGGAAGUUUUUUUCACUGUUGCUGCUGCUGGCAUACUGGAAAAUCUACUUGUCCUUGUUGCUGUCAUCAGAAAUAAGAAUUUGCACUUGCCCAUGUACUUCUUCAUUUGUAGCUUAGCCAUUUCAGACAUGUUAGGUAGCUUGUACAAAACUCUGGAGAACAUCUUUAUUAUCUUGUGCAAAAUGGGGUACCUGACACGUCGUGGAGACUUUGAGAAAAAGCUGGAUGAUGCCAUGGAUUCCAUGUUCAUUCUAUCUUUACUGGGGUCCAUUUUCAGCUUGUUAGCUAUUGCAGCAGACAGAUACAUCACUAUCUUCUAUGCUUUGCGGUACCAUAAUAUAAUGACACUAGGAAGGGCUUUGGUCAUCUUGGCAAUCAUUUGGACAUUCUGUGCUGGCAGUAGCAUUGCCAUUGCCCUCUUCUCCCAUGAAGUAGCCACAGUCAUUCCCUUCACCAUUCUGUUCCCUUUAAUGAUGUUUUUUAUACUGUGCCUGUAUAUCCAUAUGUUCCUCCUAGCUCGAUCUCAUGCUAAAAAGAUCGCCUCGCUGCCAACCAGUGCAGUCCAUCAGAGAACUAACAUGAAGGGAGCCAUUACGCUGACAAUUUUCCUUGGAGUCUUCCUUUGCUGCUGGGCCCCGUUUGUUCUUCACAUCCUUUUAGCAAGGUUUUGCCCACAUAACCCUUACUGUGCCUGCUACAUGUCCAUUUUCCAUGUGAAUGGGACCCUCAUAAUGUGCAAUGCAAUCAUCGAUCCUAUGAUUUUUGCAUUCCGAAGCCCGGAAUUACGGAAUACUUUUAAGAAGAUGUUCUGCUGUGCCAGGUAUAACUGGAACUGAUAGAAACUAAAUGAAGGUGAAUAUUACAGAAGGACACUCGUGCAACAUCAGUUUGCAGAGUUAAAAAUACUAACUCAAAAUAAUACUACACUUGUAGGACACUGCCAAUAAUUUUCAGAAGGCUGUGAAAGUACAUGUAUGAGCAAAGUAUCCAGACAAGUCUUUGCCAACCGAACCUCCAUAAAUAUUACUGAUUAAGUUAAUUCUGCUGAUAAUUUUCAUGCAAUAGUCUAAAAAUAACUGCAUCAACUGUCUUUCAUCAUUUCAGAAAAAUUUAAAUGUAAGUCUUCUGCAGCAAGCCUUGUGUUCCCCCAGAGAUGAGUUAAUGGCAACUCAUUUUUAUCAGUAAUUUCAAAUUAAAAUGUAUACUACAUUAAAAUUCUGCUGUUUAAAUCACAAAUAAAUGAAUAGUUAUUUUAAAACUUCACAUUUAUACAAAAGUCUAUGAGAAAGCAGAAAAUAUGGACACAUGUUUGUACUUCGCUGGCAACGCUAACUCAUUACUUUGUUCUCAACACUGCGUCUCCUUAAAAUCAUGUAAUUAGUAAUUUUCAAGAGUCAUAAAUAACUUUGGAGUGUGAGGCCAAGCAAAGUUAUUUUGGUUUAAAAGCUAUUUUCAGUGACUGAAGAGUUUUUCCCAACAUGAAGAUGUUGUGGCAGCACAGAUUAUAGGUUUUGAAUUUUAAAACCCCAAAGCCGGGUCUGGAUCAGCAAAGGGAAUUGCUGACCUUGCCAGCUUCUCAUUAAAAUUCCAUAGGCCAGUUUAUUUUAAUAAAAGAAUAGGCUUCAGAGACAGUAAAAGAACUUCAAUUUAGCCAUUAUUUUCUAAACAUGACACAACAAGGAAUUAAAAAAUUAAAAUACCAGUCAGAAAAUUGAAAGAUCUCCAAGGAAGUCAGUCACCUAGAUCAGGGAUCAGCUAGCCAGUUUGGAAGGAUGCUACAAAACAGAUUGCAAUUUACAAAAUCCUUGUGAAAAAAAUUUUAAUCAUCCCUGCCAAAAUAAUACAACGCUUAGAAAACUGGAACACAGAAUAGUUUUCACCCCAAAAUAUCCUGAAGCAGUCCAGAGCAUAUGGUGAAUUAACCUCACAGUAAUUCCACAGAGUUACUCAGCUGUGCCAGAGACAAAAGAUUUAGUAAGAGACAGACAUGAAACUGGGGGAGCUGAGACAUGGCUAGAACAAGAAGUAGAGUAGAGGAAAAGAGAAAAUCUCUUCAUCCAUAAAUAGAAGAACUUAUGAUACAAUAAGAAAAACACGUAUUUCAAGAUAUAUGGGAUAUGGACAAAAGCAUAAGUAUUCAGGGAGACUUAGGGUUACAGAUAAAAAUGUAAGAAAGGGAGCAAUAAAUCUGAAAGUCUCUACAGAACUAAACAAAGAAAAUAUCUUCAAUGAGAAAAAUUGAGUUGGUAAAUGUCAAAAUGAUAAAAUGUUUUUGAAAGAAAAUCAUGAUAUAGACAGACCUUAUAUUAAGUCUGCAACACAUGAAAUAUCUACCAAGUGCAGUUUCUUCAAAAUUUGAUUUUCCAUCCUCUUCCCUACAACAGAAAUAGAUAAGAGAGCUAAGUACCCUCCAUUGCAUUGGAAGUCACUGUCUCUUGUAAGUCCACUCUAACUGUCCUUCAAGAAGGACCACUCAUUUUGUGGAGACCGUGAUAGUUAGGAAUAAGACAAAUGUGAGAGUAUGGGUUGGGGAGGACAAGCUUACAGUUAUAGCAGGCUCUGUAUGGUGCCAACACCUACUGCUUUCCUGUACCACACCAGAAUGGGGCAGCUUAGAGUAGUUCUGUGACAGGGUGGCUGGCCUGCAGGAAAGAGGAUAACUUGGACCCUCACCUACACAAGUCUCAGGACCCAUCUGGCAUCAGCUUUACUUGCAGCAUCUUCAGUUCCAGAGGAGAGAGAAGGGCAAAGUGUAGCUCACAGAACUCAUCUUUCAUUCCCACGCUACUGGCACUUUGCUUUGCAACAAAGACCUGGGUUUCUCCUCACUGCAAAGCCUGAUCCCCAGGCUGUGUAGCUGUGAGAAAGGCCAGAGGCAAGGGAUUUGAACAAGGAGGGACCAUGCCCAACCUCACCCCAGCCCUCCAGCCUGCCUUACAGGUUCCCAGCUCCCCUGUCUCUCACACAGCCUCAAGGCAUAGCAGGUAAGCAGCAGCCAUGGUCUCAAGACCUUUCCUGCAGCUCUCAUACAGUCUGUGUUGGACACAAAGUGCUCACUUCUUGUUCUAAGAUCCUAACAUUUAAGAAAAGACUUCAGAUACAAAAUCACUCCUACAAACACAUCUUUCAUCCCAUUUCUCUUAGCUGUACUUCAAGGGCUGAACAAACUGGCCUCCAGUAACUCAGCAGCUGUCUGCCCCUUGCCACGCUCUCCCUCCAUCCUUCACUUCCCAUCUCCAAGCCUGCUGCAACUUUUAACCUGCAGAAUAUGGAGCAGCUAUCUGGGCUGGAAAGUAGAUGAGCACUCAACACGUCCUGCCUGAAAAAUAUCUUUAACUGUCUUUUCUGCCCUGCACAGCUACUCUUAAUCUAAAAGACAGAGUAGUAAUGGCUUUGCAUUUCAGAAACACCAGUGUUAUAAAGAAAAAUACAUUGUUAUCUCCUGGUACACCUGCAUGUAGAUUACUGCCCCGUGUGAUUUUUUUCCAACCAUCUUGUUAAAAUAAAGAGUCAGCACUUAUGCAGCAUAUAUUUGGCAGGUUUUAUCCCACAUAGCUCGCUUUGACUUGGAAGUAUUUCAGCAGAUACUGAAACUGGGUCUCAGACUGCCAUAAGAUCCAAAUAUUGUUAGGAAUGGUUCUCACAAAACUGUGACCCAGAACUAACUGCUUAGUCUUUGUAGCUUACCUGGUAUAACCUGAGCAACACUUAAUCUUAUGGCAUGAGGUUUUCUCUUCAAACUGGUUAUAGAAACGUGAUGGCUGUUACUGUUAGACUAUGUGCCUAAUACCCAGAUAGCCAGAAAAAUGGGGAGAAAGCUGUUACAUAAAGGGAUCGAAGACAAAGCACAGAGAGCACAGGCUUGUAAACUGUAGGAAUGUAAACUGUAGGAAAACUACUCUU
Numida meleagris (helmeted guineafowl) is the source of this 4242-nucleotide messenger RNA. RefSeq names its product melanocortin 2 receptor (gene MC2R). NCBI's taxonomy places the organism in Eukaryota, Metazoa, Chordata, Aves, Galliformes, Numididae. Bases 219 to 1175 code for a protein of 318 amino acids. The record is from RefSeq and is a predicted model, not a curated record. Gene Ontology annotation, molecular function: corticotropin receptor activity. Gene Ontology annotation, biological process: G protein-coupled receptor signaling pathway. Gene Ontology annotation, cellular component: membrane. The transcript is spliced from 2 exons.